Molecule: messenger RNA, 3428 nt
Organism: Exaiptasia diaphana
Lineage: Eukaryota; Metazoa; Cnidaria; Anthozoa; Actiniaria; Aiptasiidae
Product: tolloid-like protein 1
Exons: 1
Coding region: 323-2053 (576 amino acids)
Molecular function (GO): protein binding
Source: RefSeq, a predicted model, not a curated record
ACUACGCACGGCACGAUGGACUAAACUGUUAAUUGAAAAGGAAUGCACAGGAUUCGCUGAAAUCAAAACCAAUAACAGCGACAGACAAUGCCGAAAGUGUCAUAAACUUCUCAUUAUAGUCGACAGGAGAAUCGAACCAACGACUUCGUCGAGAAAAACUUUGAACUUCGAUCCAUGUUUGUUUGCGUUCAAAGAACAGUGUCAAGCACUUCAAUAACGAUAAGUUUGUACUUGAGAUCUCAAUUUGAAAACAAUUGCUUUGAUCGUUUAGAUGAUGAGGGUAGAUGACUAUGCCUAGUCAAGCUCAUCUACUCGUACUGUCAUGAUAGUGUUCUCGGCUGUCUUGGUGGUUUGGUYGUCGGUUUUAAUCUCGGGAUGUUGCAGCGAGUGUGGUGGCGUCUUUUCUCAAUCGCAUGGCAGCCUCAAUUCUCCCUUACACUCCGGGUACAAGAUAGGCGAGACUGUAACCUGCGACUACCUUAUCCAAGCUCCAUAUGGUCAAAGAAUUAAAAUUGUUUUUAUAGAUCUUAUAUUAAAGACGCCAUGUUGUUCGUGUGUAAGUGAUUACAUCGAGCUGAGAGACGGGAAGGACGUUAAUUCAACACUAAUUGGACGCUACUGUGCCCAACAUCUUCCUAAAAUUGUUUAUUCAACGGGGAAAGAUCUUUGGCUUCGCUUCAAAACUGAUUACAAGACUUCAACUGAAAAUCGUUUCAAGUUGACAUUUGACACGCCAUGUGGACACCAUUUUAGUACUCUAGAAGGGGUUUUUGAAUCAAAAGGAUUCCCUGGGCCUUAUACMCCUAAUACAGAAUGUAUAUAUACAAUAUCCGUUCCUCGCGGGAGAUUAAAGGUUUCYUUUGAAAGCUUUGACAUCGAGGCAAGAAGCGUUGUUUGUGAAUUUGAUUUUCUUGAGGUCAAAGAAAUAUUAUAUGUGGAAUACAAUGCCGAAAUUUUAGGAUCUAGAACGCGUCGGUACUGCGGGAGCGAAACACCGCCGACAAUAUACUCCACAAUUGGAAGUUUUCUUUGGUUUCGAUUYAAAACCGACGCAAAUGGACAGCGGUCGGGCUUUAAAGCCAAGUAUAGAACGGUAUCUGUUGGCGAAGGUAGCUGCAAUAAAAAGUUUUCAGUUCCCAAGGGAUUAAUUUACUCUAAAAACUAUCCUUUUCCAUUUCCACGGAAGACUGAAUGCCUGUGGGAGAUUGAAGUUCAAUCMGACAAACACGUCCGUUUGAGUUUUGAUACUUUCAACUUCAGUCUCAAUGCACCAAAAUGCAAGUAUGGUUACCUGCGGGUGUACGAUGGGUUAGGGUUUCACKCCCAGAUAGGGCAGUACUGUGGACCACACCUUCCUCAAAACGUGGUGUCCAGGAAGAAUACCAUGUCAUUACAGCUGGUCUCAAGUAGUAUAGUAGACACAGGAUGGUUUUCAGCACAGUAUAGUACAUYCAACGAGGGGCCAUGUGGAAGCCAGAAAUUCACCUGUGGAAACCAUGARUGUAUUGCAAAAUCGAAGCAUUGCAAUGGAGUGAAGGAUUGCCGGGAUGGUACUGAUGAAAUUAGUUGCCCACCCAAAGAAGAGACUCCAACAUGGUAUAGUUUUUGGCCUGUCACAGUAGUUGUGGUAAUGCUGUUUAUGGGAGUUUGGUUAUGGAGGACAUGGCGUAAGUUUAUGACCCCAAGAAGUGACAUUCAAGUAACAUAUUGUGCUUCUUCACCAUGUCGUCAUAAUUCAACUGGUGUAAUAUCAGAGACGGCAGAACCACCAAGCUACCAUGAGGCUAUUUCCCAACCAGUACAUAAUGGGAUACCGCCGCCAUCCUAYGAGGAAGCCAUCAACUCACAACCAGCACCAUAUUUAGAAAAUACUUCCAAUGAAGAAAGAAGUACUUUACCCAAUCAUACUGAACAUGACAGACAUACUGUAAAUACACAGAUUUCUAACAUUCCAUCAAGAAAUCUACCUGCCUCAAGAAAUGAUAUGAAUAUUAAUGAAGCAGGUCAACCAUACACUAGUCACAGACCAACAGACAGAACAAGUGAAGUAUAAAGUUGUUUAUCAUAUACACAAGAGUCUAACUAUUAUAACUGCCACCACUACUAAGUACUUUCUUCAGUUUUUAAAAUCACAGCAAGAGAGUAAUAUUAAAAUUCUUGCCGACCAUAGAAAAUAGGAAGACUUAUAUUUAAUUUAGAAGCAGACUUUACAUUCAUUAUUUCCUUUUGUUCUUUAUCAACUAGAAAGUACUAGGCAGUCCUUUACUCUUUACAACCAGUGGAAAGUCACUCUACUACAAGUCCCAUCUUUGGUAGUGUUUAAAAACACUGCCGCAGCCUUCCAUAUCUCUGCAUAAUAUCAACGUUUCACUCAAAACUCUUUUAAGGCACAAUUUCAAGACUUUUUCUGAAAUACAAAUUUACAGUGCAUUGUGGUCUAACUUCAGAAAAAACAAUGCCAUAUUUGGCUGCAUGGAAAAAAGAUGUUUGUACCAAAUCUAAGCCACAAUGCAAUGCAAACUGUUAUCUCAGAAAAGACCUAUUCUAGAAAGUUCCAAGUUCAGUUCUGGAGCGAAACAAAUUCAUAAAAACACUAUGGUGUUUGUGGUAAAGUGAUUGUCAAUCAAUGAUUGUUUCRUUUAAGUCCUUAGAAUAACACUACCAGCAUGAUAUAUAUUAUGUUUUACUCUCAUUAAACAAAGACCUUUAAUAUUUAGUUUUACUUUGACUGUAAAAUGGGUUUCACUGGASAAUGAAAUGUUACCUAGUUAAUAGUCAAAGUAGACUCUAAGWCCAUAUURUUUGUUGAACUGCAGUGUGUGARCAUAAUGUGUUGUUUUGAGCCAGCUGCACAUGGGAAGGAAGAUUUCRAUUUCACUCAAAUAUUUUAAAAGUGCAAGAGCUGAGCUAAUUCAAUUUCCUCAGGARGCAGUGAGAACAGUGCUAGAGUAAAAUCUUUGUUCGCAUGUGUAGAAGGCUUUAGGGAUGGAUAAAAUCCCAAGUGUGUACAGAUUGUACAAAGGUAUAUAUACUGUAUACUAUUACUAUAAAGCUAUAUGCAAUAAAAUGACAUUUUAUAAAACUUCUCUUCUUCUUCAUGUUAAUUUAAAACUUCUGCCAUUUUAUGGCUUGGAAUGAUAGUGCUAUUGUUAAAUAUCUCUUCUUAAGUCAUAAAAAUUAUUUUUCACUUAUUUUCUUGAAUGAUUUUCCAAAUAAACCUACAAUGUAGAUCUUGUUUACAAUAUUGUAUCUUGUCACACUUUUUAUAAUUUGGUAUUGUAUGAGGASAAAAAUUAGAAGAGUGCAAAAUUGUAUUUGGAUUUGUUAUGUAGAAACCUGCAGCUUAGAAGGAGUCUUCAAACUCUUUGUUUCCAUGUUAUUUACUAGUACAUUCUAAAAUUAAGCACAAUACUUUUAAUAAAUGAAAA